Messenger RNA from Passer domesticus (house sparrow), 2800 nucleotides. It is a transcript of the gene CARS1, whose product is annotated as cysteinyl-tRNA synthetase 1. Gene Ontology annotation, cellular component: cytoplasm. Gene Ontology annotation, biological process: cysteinyl-tRNA aminoacylation. NCBI's taxonomy places the organism in Eukaryota, Metazoa, Chordata, Aves, Passeriformes, Passeridae. The record is from RefSeq and is a predicted model, not a curated record. The coding region runs from base 129 to 2624 and encodes 831 amino acids. Gene Ontology annotation, molecular function: ATP binding; cysteine-tRNA ligase activity. The transcript is spliced from 23 exons.
GUUGCCCGGGUGACGCCGGGCUGCCCGUCGGAAGUAGCGUAGGGCGGGCGGGGCGAGGCUUCCGGACGCGCUGUUGCAUCAGCUCGAGCGAGGGCCGGGGAGGCAGCGGCAGCAGCAGCAGCUCCGGGAUGGCAGCAGCCGGCAGCGCCGAGCACGCUUCCAGCUACAGUUUUAUUCUGAGCAUUAGUGAAGAGGAAGCCAGGGUGAAGGCUCUGAACGAGUACCUGAGCACUCGUAGUUAUAUCCAGGGGUUCACAUUUUCACAUGCAGAUGUGGAGGUGUUCAGAAAGUUUUCGGGGCCACCUGUGGACCAGUAUAUCCAUGUUGUCCGGUGGUACAGACACAUAGAAGCAAUCUAUGAUGGCAGCAGUGACAAAAAUGAGCCUUGUAAACUUCAAACAAGUAAAGGCAAACGUGUGCAGCCCCCCUGGUCUCCCCCUGAAGGGACAAAACAUUCCAGGCUCUGCCUCUACAACAGCCUGACCCGCAGUAAGGAAGUAUUUCAGCCUCAGAAUGGAAAAAAGGUCUUGUGGUAUUGCUGUGGUCCAACAGUUUAUGAUGCUUCUCACAUGGGACAUGCCAGGUCCUACAUCUCAUUUGAUAUCCUGAGGAGAAUCUUGAGGGAUUAUUUUAAAUAUGACGUUUUCUAUUGUAUGAAUAUUACAGAUAUUGAUGACAAGAUCAUAAAGAGAGCAAGACAAAAUCACCUUUUUGAACGAUAUAGAGAGAGCAAAUCAACACCAGAUCAGCUGCUUGAAGAUGUUAGGACUGCCUCAGAGCUCUUUUCAGUUAAACUAAAUGAAACAACAGACCCAGACAAGAAGCAAAUGUUGGAAAGAAUUCAAAAUGCAGUGAAGUCUGCUUUUGACCCUCUACAAGAAGCUCUCCAAGCAAAGCUCCCUGCUGAAGAGAUCAGCAGACGCCAUGAGACACUGUUGGAAGAAGCCAAAGAUUUGCUGUCUGACUGGUUGGACACAAGAUUUGGCAGUCAGGUGACUGACAAUUCUAUAUUCUCAAAGCUCCCCAAAUUCUGGGAAGGGGAAUUUCAUAAAGAUAUGGAAGCACUCAACGUAUUACCUCCAGAUGUUUUGACACGGGUUAGUGAAUAUGUGCCAGAAAUUGUGGAUUUUGUGAAGAAGAUUGUGGAUAAUGGUUAUGGGUAUGUGUCUAAUGGAUCUGUAUACUUUGAUACUAUGAAGUUUGAUGCCAGUGAAAAACACUCCUAUGCUAAGUUGGUGCCUGAAGCUGUAGGUGAUCAGAAAGCUCUUCAAGAGGGGGAAGGUGACCUGAGCAUCUCAGCUGAUCGCUUAAGUGAGAAGCGUUCUCCAAAUGAUUUUGCUUUGUGGAAGUCCUCCAAGCCAGGAGAGCCCUCAUGGGACUCUCCAUGGGGAAAGGGUCGUCCCGGCUGGCACAUUGAAUGUUCUGCCAUGGGUGGAUCCGUUCUAGGAGAGUCGAUGGACAUUCAUGGAGGAGGCUUUGAUCUCCGAUUUCCUCACCAUGACAAUGAACUGGCCCAGUCUGAGGCAUAUUUCGAAAAUGAUCACUGGGUUCGGUAUUUUCUGCAUACUGGUCACUUAACAAUUGCUGGCUGUAAAAUGUCCAAAUCUUUGAAGAAUUUCAUUACCAUAAAAGAUGCACUGAAGAAACACACAGCACGACAGUUACGGCUGGCUUUCCUCAUGCACUCUUGGAAGGAUACACUGGAUUAUUCAAGUAAUACCAUGGAGUCUGCUAUUCAAUAUGAGAAGUUUAUGAAUGAGUUUUUUUUGAAUGUGAAGGAUAUUCUUCGAGCUCCCACUGAUGUGACAGGCCAGUUCCAGAAAUGGGAAAAUCAAGAAGUAGAGCUGAACAAAAAUUUUUACGAGAAGAAAGCAGCAAUUCAUGAAGCACUGUGUGACAAUGUUGACACCCGCUCGGUCUUAGAAGAAAUGCGCUCGUUAGUCAGCCAGAGUAACUCUUACAUUGCUGCAAAGAAAUCCUCCAGACAGAUGCCAAACAGACUUCUUUUAGAAAACAUCAGCUCCUAUCUCACUCAAAUGCUAAAGAUUUUUGGUGCCAUAGAAAGUGAUGAUGCAAUUGGUUUUCCUGUUGGAGGGACUAGUCAAAACAUAAAUAUUGAGUCUACAGUGAUGCCAUACCUCCAAGUCCUUUCUGAGUUCAGAGAAGGAGUGCGACAAAUCGCCAGAGAGAAGAAAGUAACUGAAGUGCUGCAGUUGAGUGAUGCUCUUCGGGAUGACAUCCUGCCUGAACUUGGGGUUCGGUUUGAAGAUCAUGAAGGACUUCCAACUGUGGUUAAAUUAGUGGAUAAGGACACAUUAUUGAAAGAGAGAGAAGAAAAGAAAAAGAUAGAAGAAGAGAAAAAAAGGAAGAAAGAAGAAGCAGCCAGGAAAAAACAACAGCAGGAAGCAGCAAAACUGGAAAAAAUGAAGAUUCCACCACAUGAAAUGUUUAAAUUGGAACUUGACAAAUAUUCCAUGUUUGAUGAACAUGGAUUUCCUACCCAUGAUACAGAAGGCAAAGAACUUAGCAAAGGACAAAUUAAGAAGCUGAAGAAACUUUAUGAAACCCAAGAGAAGCUACACAAGGAGUAUCUACAAAUGGUUCAAAAUGGAAGUGCAAAUUGAAAACAACAGGACUUUUUAUUUAGAAGGCGAGUGCUGGGUUCCCAUUGAAGAAGUGAGCAUAUACUGAUGCUCAAAUUUCUGUUUACACUUUCUAUUAUGUGCAAAGUAAAAUUCCUGUUUACGUGGGUUAAUAAUGUCAUCUGGAAAUGUAAUAAAAAUCCAUCAUUUAAAAAUAA